GGAAGCAUUAUCUGAGGUGGGUUCGAUCGAAUUUUGGGCUGUUGAAGCCGUUUUCAAUUCGAUGUUUGUGUUUCUGUUAUCGUCUAGGAAAUGGACAAGAAUCGAGACAUGAGGCGUGGAGGAGCGAGUCGGUCCUCGCUUGCGAAUCCACAAGUUAUUAAGCAAUCUGGUAUGAAUAAUAAUUUUGAGGGCACUGUUUUCUCGAAGAAAUUGAAGAAAGAAAGAAUGAGAAGAUUGAGCGUUGUUGGUAAAGUGAAUUCUAGUAACGAAAACGGCGAAAUGGGUUGUGCUGGGUCUGAAUUCGAAGAUGAGAUUCGUAACACGACAAGUAUUAGCAAGAGAUUUAGGUUUCCCCAAAAUUUUUUUCAUGAAUGCAACACAGUUGAUCAUGCCUCUGUUCCUCGGAAGCUACGGUCAGAUAAGAAAGAGACAAACCAUGGGACCAAUGGAGUUGAAUUACCAGGCAUAAAGAAAUCCAGACUGAAUGUAGUACAACCAGAAGAUCUAGAUGGAUCUCCAAGCCGGCCAAUCACAAAAGAUGAGGAAGAAGUGGUAGAGACUCUGUAUGCCUUGGUUGAUAUGUUCCCAAACAAUAACAAGAAUGGCUUGGAUGGUGAAUUAGGAAAACCAAAAUCUUGGCCUUUGCCUGAGGGAGAGAGUUCAAGGCCUGCAUGUGAAGGUUCUGCAGCUCCUGAAAAGGAAGAGGACUCAAAGUCACUUUGCCUCUCAACUACUUCUAAGGCUGAGGCUGUCAAUCCUUCGUUGUUAGAAGGAUCGGCUCAUGACAGUGUAGAAGUCAAAUGUUUGAAGGAAUCAUCACAACCUAGUUUUCCCAACAGCACCCAAUUGCUUACAGAAUUGGAUAAUACCAUUUCUCAACGAAAUGUCCAAGCAAUGUUUCCAAUGUCAAUGAGUGAACCUAUCUGUGGGAAACAAGCCUGCAAUUCUGUUGGUUGCAAUGUUCAAUCUGAACUAAGCCUGGAAACUGGAUGAGUAGCUUUCAGCUUUGCCGAAGCUUCUACCAUGGCCAAAGACCACCAGCCCCGUCGGCGAUCCACGCCACCGUUGUCGACAUCUUCUUCACAAGCCAUCACUCUGUUCACGUCGCCACCAUGGGUUUGUCAGCAAAUAUUUUCCCUUCUAGUCGAAUUGAAUAUUUACGAGAGCUCUCUUCUGUAGGUCAGGUAUGUUCCUAUUUACAGCCACCCAAGAUAGCUGUGCCAUUGGGGCUUUGAUUUCAAAACCCUAACCCUUAUUGAAUAUCUAAUAUUAAGGUUUGUUCUCAGUCAAAAUUAACAUCUGUAACCACCGAAGAUAGGGCUUUGAUUUCAAAACCCUAACCCUAAAAAGUGAAUAGCUGAGGAUAUUAAGUUUUGUUCACAUUCAAAAUUAACAUCAGUUCUCAAUCAUAUUGGCAUUUGUUUAAUUGCUUUCUCUUUGCUAUAGCAUUAUACGUCUACAUGCUGAUUAAACACACAGGCGACCCAGCUCAAGCUUUUUUGAGAAAAUCUAAAAGUGUACUUAAGGAGAAAAAUCUAAACAAGUUUUUUUUACAAUGUAAAUUUUUGUAUAAAAUAAAUUUUCUCUGUUUUUAAGCUACAAAACUACUUUUAAGUUUUAGUUUUUUUUUUUUAAAGUUUGGCAGAUCCAAAUUUUUAUUAGACACAAGUAAAAUAAAAAAUCUAGACAUAUAAAACAAACACUAAUUUUAACAUAAUAAUGUGUAAAAGAAAAUUUAUAAUAAAAUAAUAUAAUCUAAUUGGUGUUUUUACUUAUCUUAAGAUGAUCUGUGGAUCGAGCUUAAAUGGUGUUGUUUGAUAGAAUAAGUUAUCUGGGUCUUGUUUUGAUCAUAUGAUUUUUUUAUGAAAACCAAUAGAUAUGUAAGAAAUUGUAGACCUUGUUUGAGUUUCUGAUUAAUAUGUUAGAAUCAAAAGAGCUUUCUUGGAUUGUUUAGUACUUCCUGAUAUGAAAUUUUGGAUUUGAAAGUUGUGUGCAAGAUUAGUGUGAUAUGGGAAAACCCAACUCAUCUUAACACUCUCGUUCAAAUUAGAGUUUUAUCAAAAAUUUCCAAAAAAUAUAAAUAAUUUUUUUUUGAUGAAUUAUUUUCUUUCAACUUAGGCUAGUUGAAGGCAGGUGCAACCAAUUUUCUUGAUGAAUUCUUCAAAAAUUAUUAUCUAGAAAAUCAUUUCGUUGUGUGUAUGUGUAUUGUGGUUUUAUUGAACCCUUUGAUAAUGAUAAUCUUGAACAUUGUUUACAGAUUCAAUGAUAAUACUUCUUGUUUACCCAUUUCUUGGUUUACUGGAAACUUAUUUUCCUAUGAGAAGUGUUAAUUUCUCAUAUUUGUAUAUUUAAGAUAUACAUAUAUAUAUAUAUAUGCGCGCGCGCGCACACAGGGGUGACCAUUGGUUCAAUGGUAAAAAUCUUAGCCUAAUAACCUUGAAGUUAUGAGUUUAAGUCUCGAGGCAGCCACUCUGUGUACUAUGUCAAAGGUUAGGUGUGUACCCAAUCUUUUCCAUCCCAACACAUAUUAAUGUGUACUAUUUGGGCAUUGUUUAUAUAUUUAUACACACAUAGAGAUAGCAUAUCAUAUGCAUAUAGGUAUGUAUAUAUGCAUACAUAUAAUCUACCCUUAUACCCAUUAGUUUUCUUGAUUGUUUGUAUCGAUCUUUAGACCUUGAAAUCAUAUAUUUAAUAAAUUAGUAAUUAUAUCUCUUGUAUUAAUUUUUUUUUUUACCAAUUUUAGAUUUACAGUGAAUCUGCAGUGUCUAAUUAGGUAGCAUAAUGGGGAAAUGAGGAGUGGUACCUGGAGGACCCAAAACUAAUAGCCCUUAGUAAAUUGUUUUGUGUUACCUACUCUUCAGGGAAACAUUAUUUGACAUUCUCUCUUGACUUCUAAGUUAAAGUUGCUUUUAAAUAGCAACUUUUGUGGUAGUAUGCCAUUUGUUAUUUCUUUUGUUUUCAACUAUUCUUAUUGAAAUGUUAGUACCUAUGACUCAUCAAUUAUGCCAAUAGGCCAUUGACAGAACUUACCCAUGCUUUGGAAGUUUGGCAGUGAUUGCAAUUGCAAAUUAAAACCUUUCAAUGGGUAUGGCAAGAAAAAAAAAAUUAAUUAUGGUUUUGGAAAAUAUGUCUGCAUCACUUGCAUGUUCUAUUCAUUUGUGCUAUUGCAGAUUUUGUGCUUUUUUCUUACAGAAAACAUGUUGUUAUUGUUUGAUUAUUGAAAGAACAAGGUAAAAAUUGACUUAUAACAUAGUCCAAUUAUUUGAAGAUGGUAUAGAGCAUCUUGGAUGUGGACUAAUGGGAAUUUGUGCUCCAAUUCAACAUUCUAGUCUUGUUUGGUAUUAUUGGUGUUAUUGAUAAGUGCUUGGAAACCCUGUCAAGGUUCUGCUCAAACACACUUACAACCCUCGAUGUGAAUGGAUGCAUUGGCAUCAAGAGACAAAGUCGUGAAGAACUGCUUCAAUUGUUCCCACAUCUGAGAUGCUUCAAAGUGCACAGCUAAAGUUAUAUGCUUUAUGAAGUCAUAGUCAUUUCCUGCCAUCGACGUUCAUGAUGCUGUCUUGGAGAAAUGUUGCCGAUAUGCAGUUAAUUCAUUAGGGACAGAAAAUACUCAAGAUGUUCAAUAAACAUAUGAGAUUGAUACACAAGAUAUUUGAUAAAUAGAUGAGAUUGAUACAUGACAUGUGAUUUGAUAGAUGUAACCUUACUAAAUGAGCCGUCCUAUUUUGGGUAGUUAAUUAUGAGAAGCGUAUAUUUUUUAAUUAUAUGCAAGUAAAAAUUAUAAUCAAGGAAGCAGGGGAAAUUAAAAUA
Camellia sinensis is the source of this 3810-nucleotide messenger RNA. Lineage: Eukaryota; Viridiplantae; Streptophyta; Magnoliopsida; Ericales; Theaceae. The record is from RefSeq and is a predicted model, not a curated record.